This is a messenger RNA of Neltuma alba, 1207 nucleotides long. RefSeq names its product WD repeat-containing protein 13-like. Gene Ontology annotation, molecular function: promoter-specific chromatin binding; protein binding. The transcript is spliced from 9 exons. The annotation marks the transcript as partial. Gene Ontology annotation, cellular component: nucleus. The record is from RefSeq and is a predicted model, not a curated record. Lineage: Eukaryota; Viridiplantae; Streptophyta; Magnoliopsida; Fabales; Fabaceae.
UCUAAUUUCCUUGUCGUUUUUUUUUUUUGGUGCUUCGAUUUCUCCAUCGAUCACUUGGAGGGAGGUUCUAGGCUUGGCCAGCGUCCUCCGAUGAAGACUUCAUAGAAUGGCGCAACAGAGCGGUGAAGAUGAGAAGAAGAAGAAGAUUUAUACAGAUCCAGAGCUAUUCUGCUGCGUUUUUCAGCCCGUGACCUCUGACGCUGAUGCUCAGUACAUCGGCAUUCGGCGCCUUCUUCUUCACCGGAAGGCUGUGGCCGGCGUUGUCCGCCGUAUAGACUGGAGAAGCAACCAGAAAGGUUAUGUGGCCUACCGUAAUUACAUAUCUAGGCCAAGGGAUUGGGAAAGUUCACAAGCCCCUAGCCUCCAAGCCACUCCUGGAAACAGUGGCCGCUGGAUUCUACCUCCUAGUCCACACUCCCGUUGGUCUGAGGUGGACAGCUUAAGUUCUGUUCGGGAUCUACAAAGUGCCAAUCCACUAUCUAGUCACAGAACAAGUUUUGGCUCAAGUUUAGGUGAUAAUGAUCGUCCACGUCAGAGAGGUGUUGAGCCUGCCUAUUCUUUUGUAGGAAUGCAUUGCGUCUUUGAUCAAAGCAAAGCCUCUGUUACCGUUUUGAAGUUUGGGCACAUGAGAUCUGAUCUUCUUGCUUAUGGGGCAUCAGAUGGUACCUUGACCGUAUGCACUGUCUCUGAGGAACCCUCAAUCCUCAAACAAUUACAUGGUCAUUCCAAAGAUGUUACAGAUUUUGAUUUUUCAUCAAACAAUCAGUAUAUUGCAUCAUCUUCAUUGGAUAAAACUGUAAGAGUAUGGGAGAUAGCUAAAGGAAUUUGCAUACGGGUGAUAUAUGGAGUUUCUUCUCAAUUGUGUAUUCGUUUUCAUCCUGUAAAUAACAACUUUCUUUCAGUUGGCAAUGCAAACAAAGAAAUCAAUGUGUUCAAUUUCAGUACGGGAAGGAUAAUUAAUAAAACAGUAUUGGACAGUGAAGUUACCUCCAUGGACCAUGAUCAUACAGGAAAUCUGAUAUUUUGUGGGGAUGGACAGGGCUGCGUAUACUCAGUAACUAUGAACUCCCACACUGGGGUCUUAUCCCGAUCUCAUCGUCAUCGGAGUGGCACUUGGCACAAAUCGCCCGUCACGACCGUGCAGUAUAGAAGUUUCUCUCUUCUGGCUGGAGGACCAGUGUUGCUUGCAUGUGCUCAGGACGGAAAU